This is a messenger RNA of Anastrepha obliqua, 2705 nucleotides long. RefSeq lists its product as uncharacterized. The coding region runs from base 72 to 2705 and encodes 877 amino acids. The record is from RefSeq and is a predicted model, not a curated record. Lineage: Eukaryota; Metazoa; Arthropoda; Insecta; Diptera; Tephritidae. The transcript has 5 exons.
AUGCAAAAUAAUUUUCGAACAUUCCUAACGAUUCGCGCCGCGUUGUUGCAUCGAGUAAAAUUUGCAGAAAUAUGGAAAGAUAUUUUAAAAAAGCUGUGCCGGCUCCAAUUGAGACAUCUUCGAGUGAAGAGGACAAUUUGAAUGAAGUUGAACCGAAAAAUACUAAAAGGUGUUCCCAAAGAAUUGAUUUACAAACAUCCGAGAGUGAAAGUUCGUGCAGCUAUUCGGAUGAGGAAUCACCGCGCAGAAAGACCAAAAGAUAUACCCAACAAGUGAGAAAAGCUUGGUUCAGCGAUAAAAGGUUUAAAGAUUGGAUAUCUGAAUAUGAUGACAAAAUAUUGUGUAAGUUUUGCGGCUGUAAAUUGACACCAAAAUUAUGCACUUUGAUAGCGCAUGCAAAUACGAAAAAACACAAAGCAACAGCAGGUCCAUUUUUAAGAGGAAAGCAGGCAACAAUUUCUUUUAAAGCUGUUGGUAUUAUUUAUGAUACAAAGCGAGCCGAAUUAGCUAACGCACUUUACGUCGCUUCACACACAGCUAUCUGUUCCGUAGAUCAUUUAUCUACGAUUCAAAGAAACUCGUUUCACGACAGUUCAAUAGCUACAGGAAUAAAACUGGCUCGAUCAAAAUGUAGUGCUUUAAUUCGAAAUGUGCUAUGUCCAUAUUUUAAAAAUCGGUUACUUUCUGAUAUCGGUAGCAAUCCAUACAGCUUAAUUAUUGAUGAAUCGACAGAUAUAAGCGUUAAAAAGUACCUCGGAAUAGUGAUAAGAUAUUAUAGCGCUACCAGCAAAUCAAUUGUUAAUACAUUUCUUACACUAUCAGUUAUCGAGGAUUGCACGGCAAAAGGAUUAGUAGAUUCAAUCUUAAAAACAUUGAGUGAGUUUGGGUUAGAUAUUAAAAACUUAAGGGGCUUAGGAACAGAUAAUGCUAGUGUUAUGGUAGGCAGAAACCGAGGCGUGAUUUCUUUAUUAAAGCAACAUCAACCUAAUAUUGUUUUAGUUCCAUGUGUUUGCCAUUCGAUCCAAUUGGCUGUUUCGUCUGCUUCGAAAUUACUUCCCAAUAAAAUUGAAUUUUUGAUAUCAGAAACAUAUAACUGGUUUUCUAAAUCCGCAAGUAGACAAAAUAGCUAUUCCAUGUUGUAUGCUGCCAUAAAUGAUGGGCUAGAACCUUUACAAAUGGUUAGAGCCUGCUCUACUAGAUGGCUGUCUAUCGAAGUUGCCGUUAAAAGAGUAACCAGUCAAUGGUUGGAAUUGAAAACGCACUUUGGUAUUGCUGCAACAGUGGAAUGCUGUCAUAAAGCGAAGCUGUUGGCAAAUCUGUUCUCUGACGAAAAUUUAGCUUAUUUAAUGUUCCUUGGCCCUAUAUUAAAAGAAGUUCAAAUGGUGAAUAAGCUUUUUGAAAGCAAUUCUGUAGACCCCCUCAAGAUGUUCAGUGACUUAAAGUAUCUACUUUCAAAUCUUUGCUCACUUGUUACUUACUCCUCAGAAACUUUUGACCCAUUGUCUUCUCCGUUGUUGCCGUUAUUAAUUCCUCUUCCUUGUUUCCAUUACUCCUUUGAGGAGUUUAUGAAAACAAACAUUAAUGAUAUAGAUACAGAAAAAAAUAUACGAGAUAACUGCCGUAGUUUUCUUAUUAAACUAAUAGAGCAAUUACGCCAACGUUUGCCAAGUAAUAUCGACACUUUGAAAAAUAUUAAUUUCUUUUCUAUGGAAAAAGCACUGAGCGCUGUAAAAACAAACAUAUUUGAUAGUUUCAAACAAGAAAAAUGUAGAUAUACAUCUGACGAGAUAAGUAACAUAGAAAUGCAAUGGAAGAAAUUGCAUCUAAUCGAAUGGGAAGGCAUAGAUUCCACAGUUGCAUUUUGGACACAGGUUCGGGAGUAUAAGAAUGCGUUCGGGGAAAAUCCUUUUGCCAGUCUUUCUAAUUUUGUUUUUGAAUUUUUGGUUCUGCCGCUAAGCAAUGCGGAGGUUGAGCGUAUUUUUAGUACGAUGAAUAAUGUAAAAACUAAGUUUAGAUGUAAGAAAACAAUAAUUUUCCCGGUAGCACGCGGCAAUCAAAUUCUACACCUGCAAGAACCUACCAUAGCUACAUGUCAGAACCACACGGUAGCCGUAAAGAACUGUAGCAACACAACUCCGGCAUUCUGCUUAACAUCAUCAACCGAAUCAUGCGCGUUGCAACUAAUGACGCACAAUACCGCCAACUGCGGUACCACGUUUAUUACAACGAUAGGCGACGGCUUGAUUGUUAUUAAUGAUCAAAUUGCGAUAAUAGAAGAAAACGACGAAAUCCCAGUUACAGUCAACGGGACUUACUUGGUGAACUUUGAGAAACAGGUGAAAGUCAACGGAACUUUAUUUUAUAACGAAAAUUCCACAGCACCUUUGAAACCCGAAGUGCCAUUGUCCCCAAAUAUCAACCUGACGCAGCACAUAGAAAUUUUAAGUGCCCCCUACCUUCACCACGUAAACCAACAGAACCUUCGACAUAUUAAACAUCUGAAAGAAAGCAUUGAACGCAGUAGCAUAACGAAUUAUGUUCGCAUUGGAGCUUUUGUAAUUAUGGGAUUACACGCAUACGCAUUUCAGCGCGCAGUUGUAAACAGGAAGAAAAUCUCCAUAGCCAAGUCCGUCAAAGCGGCAAUUGAAAACACCACCACGGGGGCCGCGGACGCCCCUCACUUAGAAGGGGAGAAGUUAUCAUAA